Molecule: messenger RNA, 2626 nt
Organism: Linum trigynum
Lineage: Eukaryota; Viridiplantae; Streptophyta; Magnoliopsida; Malpighiales; Linaceae
Source: the annotation of a GenBank genome assembly
GCUUCCCACAGUUGAUGCCCCUGGCCACCUUCGCUCGUCGUCCUCUGAUCGGACGGCGAGACCAGGGCGUCCAUCCUCUCGUUUAAUUCAAUUACAUCUCCAUCUGCCUCCGCCGCCGCCGCCGCCGUCGCCGUCGCAGCCAUGUCUCGGAUCUUGAACCCGUUUCAGCUCCUGGAGCUCACAAUCAUGUCCGGUCAGGACCUCCACCAGACCUCCCGCAAGAUGAAGACCUACGCCGUCGCCUGGGUCCACCCGAACCGGAAACUAUCCACCCGGGUCGACUCACUGGGCCACAACCGACCCACGUGGAACGACAAGUUCGUCUUCCGGGUCGACGAGGAGUUCCUCUACAGCGACACCUCCGCCGUCACGAUCGAGAUCUACGCCGCCCACUGGUUCCGCGACGUCCUCGUCGGCACGGUCCGGGUCCUCGUCGGCAGCGUCGCCCCGCCCCGGAACCAGACCCGCCCGAACAACCGGGUCCUCCGACCCGGCAACAAGUUCCUCGCGCUCCAGGUCCGCCGCCCGUCGGGCCGCCCGCAGGGCCUCCUCAAUGUCGGCGUCGCCGUCCUCGACAGCUCGAUGCGGAGCAUGCCGCUCUACUCCGGGUCCUCCGCCGUCGGGUACCGGGAUCUGAUGGGCGGGAAGAAGAAGAACAGCAAGAAGGGCGACGAUGAGAGCAGCAGCAGCAGCGAUGGGGAAAGCAGCUUGUAUUCCUCAAUCCCUAACAAGAAGCAAUUCUUUCUCCCCUGGAUCCCUACCCCCGAAUUGAGGCGGACCAAGAGCGAUUCCAGCUCAACCCUAGAUCUGCCGCCCACGGGGAAGGGGAAGAACAAUCAAAUCGGCAGAUCCAAAGCCGGAUCGAUGUUGAGCGGGCUGGAGAGUUACCGUAACGGCAAAUUCAACAAACCCCGUCAGCCCGAAUCCCGAGGCAGCCAAUCGGAGGUCGCCGGCUUGAUGAAGAACAACAAGCCAAAUCCGAUGCCCUUACCGCCGGGUGCGAGAUUCCUUCACGGCUCAGAUACAAGCUCGUCAUCGGACGGAUUUUCCUCUAUGGUGAAGAAUCCGUAUAUGGGCCGCGCGCCGAUAACGAACUCGGAGCUGGGCCCGUCCGCGUCGGAGGUGGCGGCGGCGACGGUGGCGAAGUUCCGAAACCUAAAUUACAGAUCUGAGAAUGGGACGGAGAGCGACGAGAUGGGCUCGUGGAGCCUGGAGAGCAGCAUAGAGGGCCUGCAAUCGAAAUUGGAGCGGUGGCAGACGGAAUUGCCGGCGGGUUACGCCGGGAGCGAGGUCCGGAGCGAUCCGGCGAGCAGCAGCGGCAGCGGGAGCAGCAUGGUCAGCGGGCCGGGCGGGAGCAGCGUGGUCAGCGGCGGUGGUAACGGCAGUGUGGUGAGGCACGGGAAGGGAGAUAAGGGGGAAGGUGGAUUCACGUGCUUGACGAACAUUUGCGGGUUGCAGUUCACGAUCGUGUGCGGCGGCGCCGCCGCGGCGAAGAGGAAGAAGAAGGCUAAGACACAAAAAUGGGACAAGGCCAGCUCCAUUUCUAUUUGAGCAGGGUGGAGAUUUUAAUUUCCCUUUUUCUUAAAGAGCGCUGGGUGCGUACGUUAAAGGCAGCGUCGAAAGGUAUUUUGUACAUACUGAAAAGGCCGGUUUGGGCCGGGAGGUUGCGGUGCAGGAUAAGGAAGUACGCACCCAGGGUGGAUGUUAGGGGAGGUCGGCGUAUGUUAGCUCAUUUACCCCAUUUUAUUCAAACUCUUUGUCAUCUUCAUAUUUUUGGUCUCGUUUUUUUUUGUUUCUUUGUUGUUUUUCCUCGUUAAUUACUCAAAUUAACUGUUCGGAAAACAGUGGGAAUCAAGAUUUAAUUUUUUUGGGUAAGAAUCAAUAUUUAAAUUUAAGCUCAAGGAGUAUAAGGAUUCAAUUACAAAAUGGACUACCAGAGACAAUAAUACGUAGCUAAUCAAAUUAGCGAUAAAAGAGUAUGUUUACUUUUACCGUCUGUUUGGAUAGGCUAAAUUUUGAGGAAAUGGAUUUCAAUUCUCAAACUUUUCAUGAUUCUCAUGUUUGGAAGUAAAAAAUAAAAAGGAAAUGAAAUUCCAAAAGGUAAAAGUUGGAAAUUCUAAAUCCUACCAAAAGUGGCCGGAAUUGGUGGAGGAGUGAUAGAAUUAGUGGACCCCACAUUAAUUUUGACUCACCUUUACAAGAAAGCCCUUACUACUUUUGGAUUUGAAAUCAUUAAUAUCAAGUGUUUGUGCCUAGUAGAUACUAGGCGGUUUGUGGAGCUGGGGCGAGACGCCUGAUCUCGGAUGUCGGGGAUCACUCUUGAUACUCUGCAAAACAAUGGUCCGGGGCGGUUCGCCCGGGACACUCUCCGAAGCUUAAGUUAGAGAGAGAAGUGGGAAGAUGAGAAUUUAUGUAGAGAGAUGAAUAGUAGUUGGUCUCACCAUUAAUGCACUCACCCUCUAUUUAUACCUGGUUAAAGGGUGGUUGAGGCAUUAAAUGCUGUGUCGGGCGCCCCAGACCUGGUCGGGCGCCCAUUCAGGCUUUUCGGGAAAUGUCAGGCGUCCUGGGCAGGCUUUCAACCUUUCUGCAGGCCGCCUGCGGCUGGCAAUAAAUGCUCAGUCUUGCC